CUUCCCGUGUCCAUUUAAGCACUUCUCAGUGAUCAGCAGUGGAGCCCAAGGGGUGUGGAGGGGCUGCAUGGGGCUAUUCUUGGGGGUGACAUCCUGGGGAUGGGAGACUGAGCCCCUCUGGGGAAGCACAGGGAAAAAGCCCAUGCAGCUCAUCCUGCUCCGAGCACGAUGUGUUGAGUAGGGGCCAGCAGCGAGGAGAUGCAGCAUCAUCUCCCCCUGUUGUCCAUCGACAUAAAAUGCAGUGUUCUGGAACAUGAGAAAGGCAGUACGUUUCCUCCAGUUCUUUGUAAGCUGAUAUGAAGUAGACAGACACCUUCUGAAGUUUUGUGCAUGCUGUGCUCUUUUUUUCUUUGCUGCAACAAGAAAAGCCUUUUCUUUUAACCUGGCUUCCUUUGAAGAAGUAACUCAGGAAGCUUCAUGGCCUCUCAAGAAUCUCAAGGACAAACGAACCCAGUCUUUAAGGACUACCUCCCUGGUUCUCCUGACCUGCUGGAGCAGGAGAAGCCUGCUGAGCCAGCAGGCCUGUGGAACCAAACCUCACGUGUGCAAAACUUGCCACCAGGGCUGGAGUAUCUGAACCAGCUUGACCGGAUCAUUAUUCAUCAGCAGGUGGAGCUCCUUGAAGCCAUACUUGGCACAGAGACCUGCAGCAAAUAUGAGAUAAAAAACCAUUUGGGACAAAGAGUUUACUUUGCAGUGGAAGAAAAUGGUUGCUUUGAUCGUAACUUGUGUUCGCCUAUAAGGUCUUUCACCAUAAGGAUCGCUGAUAACUCGGGCCGAGAGGUGAUUACAGUGAACAGACCCUUGAGAUGCAACAGCUGCUGGUUCCCUUGCUUCCUGCAAGAGUUAGAAGUUCAGUCCCCACCAGGCACAGUAGCUGGAUAUGUUGUACAGAACUGGGACCCAUUUCUGCCUAAGUUUACUAUACAGAAUGAAAGCAAAGAAGAUGUACUAAAAAUAAUUGGCCCAUAUGCAACUUGUGGAUGUUUUGAAGAUGUUGACUUCGAGGUAAAAGCUCUCAAUGAAAUGUCAACGAUUGGCAAAAUUUCCAAGUACUGGUCUGGAUUUGUAAACAAUGUUUUUACCAACACUGCCAACUUUGGGAUCCAGGUCCCAGUAGAUCUUGAUGUGAAAAUCAAGGCAGUGAUGAUUGGUGCAUGCUUCCUCAUCGACUUAAUGUUCUUUGAAAACUCUCUGGAUGGAUUAUAACAAGAUGACAGAAGCAAUAAAAUAUGCAGAAUGUGUUUCAGUAAGUUUUACGUAACUGCUCAUUCUUGCUGUCACAGUGCCUCACAACAGUGCUCCUAAACAUUCAUGCCAACACAGACUUUUAAGGAUAACCAGGGGAUCAGGCCCAGCCAGCAUGGCUUCAUGAAAGGCAAGUCCUGCUUGACCGACUUGAUCUCUUUCUUUGAUCGGGUGACCCACCUAGCAGAUGAGGGUAAGACUGUUGUUGUAGUCUACCCAGACUUUAGCAAAGCCUUUGACGCUGUUUCCCACAGCAUUCUCCUGCAGGAGCUGGCAGCCCAUGGCCUGAACGGGUGUACUCUUCACUGGGUAAAAAAACUGGCUCAAGGGCCAGGCCCAGAGAGUGGUGGUGAAUGGUGUUAAAUUCAGCUGUUCCCCAGGAGUUAAUAUUGGGGCCAGCCCUGUUUGAUGUCUUUAUUCAUUAUCUGAAUGAGAGGAUUGAGAGUACCCUCAUUAAGUUUCCAGACGACACCAAGCUGGCUGGAAGUGUCGGUCUGCCUGGGGGUAGCAAGGCCCUACAGAGAAAUCUGGACAGGCUGGAUCUCUGGGCUGAAGCCAAUGGUAUGAGGUUCAACAAGACCAAGUGCCGG
This is a messenger RNA of Numida meleagris (helmeted guineafowl), 1838 nucleotides long. It is a transcript of the gene PLSCR5, whose product is annotated as phospholipid scramblase family member 5. Bases 418 to 1209 code for a protein of 263 amino acids. Gene Ontology annotation, molecular function: phospholipid scramblase activity. Gene Ontology annotation, biological process: plasma membrane phospholipid scrambling. Lineage: Eukaryota; Metazoa; Chordata; Aves; Galliformes; Numididae. The transcript has 9 exons. Gene Ontology annotation, cellular component: plasma membrane. The record is from RefSeq and is a predicted model, not a curated record.